Messenger RNA from Chlamydomonas reinhardtii, 3502 nucleotides. RefSeq lists its product as uncharacterized. The transcript is spliced from 4 exons. Gene Ontology annotation, molecular function: guanyl-nucleotide exchange factor activity. The record is from RefSeq and is a predicted model, not a curated record. Gene Ontology annotation, cellular component: cytoplasm. The coding region runs from base 367 to 3168 and encodes 933 amino acids. NCBI's taxonomy places the organism in Eukaryota, Viridiplantae, Chlorophyta, Chlorophyceae, Chlamydomonadales, Chlamydomonadaceae.
GGACGGGGUGCAGCAGCAUUUAGGACAUUAUUCAUAUAAUAUCAGGCGAGGGCCUCCUCUGCUAUAAGAAGAGGCGUGACGCCAAGCGACGCGACGGCCCGAAAAUUCUAUGAUUCAAAUAGUUCGUUUGGUCGCCGGCGGCAAAUAACAAGCUGUGUGUACAUACCAGAUUUAUGCCAGCUGACUGUGCUACAAGCACAGAUGCGGGCGGGCCCCAGUCGCGCAGCUGCUGGCGCUUGCUGCCCGGCGGGCCGUGCGGCACAUGCGGUUGCCCUGCUGGUCGCGAUAAUCUCUGCAGAUGCUCAGAGCUUUAACUCAGCUGGGGCCAACUGCGCGGCUGUCCUCCAGCAGGGAAUUUACACGAUAAUGAGCUCGUCCACCUCGUCGUCCGCGGCUUACUCGAUGCUCAUGUAUUCCAUCUGCAAAGACUACGAGUCAUAUGAAUACUCGAGCUAUUCCUCGGAGCGGGCCGCGCUCGACAGCGCUAUUAAUGAGCACGCGGGCACCGACGCAUCCUACUUUGCCAGCUCCGCCUUUGCGGAGCAGGCGAGCUCGUACUGCAACUCGGACGCUCGCAGCUUUGAGGUGGCGGCGUCCUUCAAGGGCUUUGGAGUCCAGGUGGACGCCUCCACGUCAACGGGCAGCUCCUUGGCGCAGUGCGGCAGCCAAUCAGCAGCCAGCUCCUACACUGGCCGCAACGGCGGCCAGAACUCCUACUUUUACGGCUACAACUCAAAGCUGCAGGAGGCAAAGUUCGGCGAGGCCAAGGCCAACGUCAAACAGCUGCGGUCCACCGUGUGUGGCAGUGACUCUUCCGUCAACUCCAACAGCGACAGCGUGGGGUAUCUGCAGCAGGUCUUGGAGCCGGCCGUGGUCGGGGCCUACACCGGCUGCCUGGAGCUGUUCAAGGCGGGCUUGCAGGUGAAGCAGAACACGGGCAUUGGCUCCCACAGCUUCUCAGUGGACCUCCGGUUCACCCCUGGGCUGCCCGGCGCCACCGCCUUCCUCGAGGGCGUGGCCGUGUCGCCGUACGGCACCGCCGUGUGCCGCAUGCUGGGCUGCCGCAACAGCACCCGCACCAGCACCAGCAGCAGCACCAUGACACGCAGCGCUGCGGUGGUGGUGGUGGCUCCGGCGGCGGACGGCAACGUGGUGCCGGCGGCGGGAGCCCUUGCCACUCUUGCCGCCGUGGAGGAGGUGGAGGAGGAUGAGGGCGGCAGCAGUGGCAGCGGCUUUGAUGGCUCAACUGCUACUGCCGGCGGCGGCGGCGGCGGUCGUCGCCGCCAGCAGCAGAGGUCCCUGCUGGCCACCGCCUCCCCACCUGCACGCCAGCAGCGCUCCCCGCCUCCGCCGCCUCCGCCCGCCGGCGCGGCUGUGGCCUCGCCUCCUCCUGCUGCCACCCCCGCCGAGUGCCCCGCCGCGGAGGUGAGCAUGAACCUGGAGCUGGAGCCCAACGCCGUGUACUCGCUGCUGUGCGAGUUGGCUCCGGGCGCCCCCGCGGAUGGCGGCGUCACGGAUGUGUACCUCUCCACCUCUGUGGGCGGUACCUACAAGGGCGUCCUGUUCAGGAACGGCAACCAGACGCGGCUGGCAAUAGACCAGGCGGCAGCGGAUGCGGCGGCGGCGGCGGCGGCGGCCGCCGCACAGGAGCACGCGGUCCUGCGGGCCCAGCUGCAGAUGCAGACGGCGCUGCUGAACAACUUGAUGUCGGGGGUGGCGGCGGUGCAGAGCGUCACCAGCCUCACGCUGUCCACAUUGCAGGCAGCUGCCGUGACGCAGGCCGCGCUGCUGAGGAACCUGACAGCAGCCCAGCAGCUGCAGGAGCAGCAGCCUGCCCCCCCAGCAGCCGCCACCCCGCAGCAGCAGGGAGGCCCUCGCGUGCAGGUGGCGUGCGGGGGCUAUCACACGUGCGUGGCGGUGGCGGGCGCUCUGAAGUGCUGGGGCAGGAACGACUACGGCCAACUGGGCCAGGGCCUCUCACUCUCAGCAACAGGUGGCCAGCAGCAACAACAGCUCAUCAGUGCCAACGUGCCGCCAGUAGCGCUGCCCAAUGGCAACGUCGUAGCUGCUGCCAGCGGUGGUGACCAUACAUGCGUGUUGCUUGGUGGCUCGGGGGCCAUCAGCUGCUGGGGGAGUAAUGCCUACGGCCAGCUGGGCUUCGGUGACAAGACCGACCGCCCCAGCCCUCCAGUUUCUUUGGCUGAGGGGCAGCUGACGCUGUCAGUUGUCGACCUGGGCCCAGAGGCGCGUGCGGUGCAGCUGGCGGUUGGUGGUUUCCAUGUUUGCGCACUGCUUUCGGACAGCCGCAUCAAGUGCUGGGGCCAUAAUGAUUACGGUGGCCUGGGUCUGGGUGACGUCAGUCGCCGAGGCGACCAGGCGGGAGAGAUGGGGGCCAACCUGCCGGCAGUUGACCUGGGUCUAAGUUCACUUCCCGGGGUAGGAGUGGCGAGUAUUACCGCGGGCUGCUACCAUAGCUGUGCGCUGCUGACAAACGGCCGCGUAAAGUGCUGGGGGAAUAAUGUUUAUGGGCAAUUGCUGGGCCUGGGCAGCGGGAACAACCGUGGGGACCAGGCUGGGGAGAUGGGCACAGGCUUGCCCUUUGUCAACCUGGGAACUGGGGUGGUGGCAACCUCCGUUACAGCCGGAUGCCAACAUACUUGCGCACUGUUGGCCAAUGGCACCGUCAAGUGCUGGGGAUUUAACUUCUACGGCCAGCUGGGCCUGGGUCAUAAUACGACGAAGCAGGGAAACACGCCGGCGGACAUGGAUGCCGCAUUGCCGGCAGUAGACUUGGGGCCCGGUGAGCUUGCGACGGCAGUUGUGGCUGGGGGGUUUCACACGUGUGCCCUGCUUGCGAACUCGAGCGCUGUGAAGUGCUGGGGACGGAAUGAUUAUGGGCAGCUGGGGUACGGCGACAAGAAGAACAGAGGUGAGCGAGCAGGCCAGAUGGGGGCCGCCUUGCCGGUGGUAAGCUUGGGCCCUGCGGGCACACAGGUGCAGGAUCUGUCUGCAGGAUUACUUCACACCUGCGCAUUGCUGGCAGGCUCGAAUGCUGUCAAGUGCUGGGGUGCAAACGACUCCGGUCAGCUUGGCUUGGGUGACACGGACAAUCGGGGUGACAGUGUCAACGAGAUGGGAGUAAACCUGCAGGUUGCAAACUACGGCUGAACAUGCACGCCAUGUGUACUCGUAGUUGUUAGCGAUGGCAGUGGGAUGCGUGCGACUUGCUGGUGCGGUGUGAGCGACAGCACGGCGACAGUAGGUCAUCAUGCAUUGGUUGUGUUGGUUGACCUGGACCUUUCUGUGAUGUUGGUGUGGCAUGAGAACCUGACGGUUAGCUUUCGGACUUCGUGGUUUGUGCGGAGUAAUGUACCGUACUACGGUAACUGCUGAAAUGUGCCGUAUCUGCUAGGGAUGUAGUUAUGCCAGUGGUGUCGUACCCGCCCGCUUCGGUGUGCCGCCCAUUCAAAGGAAAGCGGUUAUGGAUGGGCCAGGGGUCACG